AUGAAUAGAUAUACCAUACUUACAAUAAGUAUAAUAAGUUGUGUCCUUAUUCUGUUAACCUUUGUUAGUCUUGAGUAGACUCCAAGUUUCCUCACAUAUAGACCUAAAGAAUACGAUGUGACGUAUUAAUUUCAAACAUUUUAUUAGUCUUAUAACUCAGGUUGACAAUUGUGAUUAAACUAUGUUCCUUGAAGUAUUAAUUACAACUUAUCUCAGGGUCUUUGUUAAGGUGGAAAUUGGGCUCAUAUUUUCACUUAAACUCUCUAUCUUACUAAUUGUCUAAGAUCGUCAUCCAAGUAACCUCGUCUUUCAGCAGAAGAAUUAUUACAAUGUACUAAAUGGGAUGAGGAUAAAUGUUCAUCAACACCUAAAUCAAUCAAUAUUGUUAAUAAUAUCAAGAAGUAUUUUCAAAAAUGAAAUUAGUUUCUUAAUUGACAAUGGUCUUACAACUAAUAAAUGUCUUUCAUAUAAACAGACUGUAAAUUUUAACUUAAAAAACAAAUGUCCUAUCAGAUGUGAUGAUUUAAGUUUCAAAAAACCAGAAUUAAGAGCAAAAGAUCUAUUAGAACUUUCAUCCACUUAAGAUAUACAAGAUCAUAUCAUAAAUAAAGGUCCUGUAGUAUUGGCAUUAAAAUGUUUUAAUCUUAUAAUUUUAUAUUAGAUGGCUCAAGCUUGAAUGAAUACUCAAGUGGACUUUAUACAAUAAAAAAUGAUGAUUAAAAUUUUGGCAUAAGAUUUCUUAUGAUUGUAGGUUGGCAUACUGAGAUUGAUGGUAAAAUCACAUGGAAAUCUUUGAAUUCUUUUGGUAAUUAGUAUGGAAUUGAUGGAAGAGUCAAUAUUGGAGAGAAGAAUGAUUAUAUAUUGGGAUACUUUGGCUUUGAUGUCUGAAUU
Molecule: messenger RNA, 891 nt
Organism: Paramecium sonneborni
Lineage: Eukaryota; Ciliophora; Oligohymenophorea; Peniculida; Parameciidae
Source: the annotation of a GenBank genome assembly